Tripterygium wilfordii is the source of this 1674-nucleotide messenger RNA. RefSeq names its product non-functional NADPH-dependent codeinone reductase 2-like. The record is from RefSeq and is a predicted model, not a curated record. Gene Ontology annotation, molecular function: aldose reductase (NADPH) activity. Bases 314 to 1393 code for a protein of 359 amino acids. Lineage: Eukaryota; Viridiplantae; Streptophyta; Magnoliopsida; Celastrales; Celastraceae. The transcript is spliced from 4 exons. Gene Ontology annotation, cellular component: cytosol.
AUGAGGUCAUACAAAUUUACCAUUUGAACAUUCUAUAUAAGUCUAAACACAGAUCGUUAGAGCCGUAUACACAUAAAUUUUUCACCCAAAGACAAGGUAAAUUAAGUCAAAACCUAGCAAGUGGCCACACAAGUAUUCUAUGUGAGUCUAAACAUGAGUAUUCCACAUAUCAACAGGUAAGUUGGGUCAAAACUCAUCAUUUAGCCACAAGAGUAUUGCUCGAACUCAAGACUUUCUAAGUCGUUUGGUCCCAAAGAGACUCACCAUUUCGCUAUCAUCCAAGUGGUUUCUCGAUGCAUAAGCUCGACGUAGUAUGUUUUUCCAGUUGGGAGUGGCAGUUCUAAAGCCUCAUCAUCUACCCUGUCCGGCUUGUCCUACAGUGCGGACAAAGCAGACCAAGCAAGAUUUCUCUUGUGGUGCAGUAUCACAGAAAAUGGUGAGCAUUCCAACAGCUCAGUUGAAUACAUUCGACAAAACCAGUAUCCCACUUGCAGGCUUUGGGACAGCUGAAUUCCCUUUCGGGGUGAAUCAAAACAUAAAACAGUCUAUCCUCAAAGCAAUUGAAGUUGGGUAUCGUCACUUUGACACUGCAGCAAUUUAUCAGUCAGAGGUGCCUCUAGGAGAAGCAAUUGCAGAAGCUUUACGUUUCGGCCUCAUCAAAUCUCGCCAUGAAUUGUUUAUCACCUCAAAGCUUUGUAGCGGCGAUUGUCACAGUCACCUUGUCCUUCCUGCACUGAAAAAAUCCCUGCAGAACCUUCAACUGGAAUAUAUUGAUCUAUAUCUCAUUCAUUUUCCGGGGAGCUUAAAGCCAGGUACUCAAUAUCCGUUUCAGAAGGAAGACAUUGUUGCACUUGAUUUAGAAUCUGUUUGGAAGGCCAUGGAAGAGUGCCAAAAUCUUAACCUCACCAAGUCGAUAGGAGUAAGCAAUUUUACCUGCGAGAAGCUUAUCAAGUUACUUGACAUCUCAAAAAUCCCUCCUGCUGUCAAUCAAGUGGAGAUGAACCCAUUUUGGCAGCAAAAGAAGCUGAGGAAGUUUUGUGAUGAGAAGGGUAUCCAUGUUACUGCUUACUCUCCAUUGGGUGCUGGAGGCUCACCUUUCAGUAUGGGAGUGUUGGACAGUGAUGUACUGAAAGAAAUUGCCAAUGCUAACGGAAAAACAGUUGCUCAGGUAUGUUUGAGAUGGGUUUAUGAACAAGGAGUGAGCCUUGUUGUGAAGAGCUUCAACAAGGAGAGAAUGAAAGAGAAUGUUGGGAUAUUUGAUUGGAAGCUAAGUGAAGAAGACCUGCACAAGAUUGAUCAAAUCCCCCAGAAGAGAGGGCUUUUGGCAGAAGAAUUCGUCUCCGAUGAAGGUCCUUACAAGUCUCUCAUUGAGCUAUGGGACGGAGAGAUAUGAACACCAUCCACAACAAAAUCAUUACUAUAGAGAGUUAAUGGCAUGGACUAUUUUUCAUGGACUAUUUUUAAUGUUGAGUGAAGAAUUGGUUUUUAUCUAAGACAAACCCCAUUUACUAUCAUGUAUUAUCAAAUCAUUCGUGUGAGCUUAUUUUGUAGCUGAGUUCUUAAACUGAAAUGGUAAAUUUCGGCAAGUGAUUUGACGAAUGAUCUGCCAAGAGAACAAUUUAUGUACUGUUUGAUUGUGCUUCAAUAAAGUAUGUACCAAGAGUUUACACGAUA